Messenger RNA from Colletotrichum tamarilloi, 657 nucleotides. RefSeq lists its product as uncharacterized. NCBI's taxonomy places the organism in Eukaryota, Fungi, Ascomycota, Sordariomycetes, Glomerellales, Glomerellaceae. The transcript has a single exon. Bases 1 to 657 code for a protein of 218 amino acids. The record is from RefSeq and is a predicted model, not a curated record.
AUGCUGGCCACAACGAAACAGAACAGUCGGUCAGUUCACGAUCAUAAUGCCCGAUUGAGCUUUACGAGGUACAUCUCUGGAACCGUCUCUGGAACCGUCUCUGAUCCCUUCUUCAGCCGCGCCCAACAAUAUCCAAUUCUAUUCAGUGAGCCGGCUACGUACCCAGUGGUAAUCUCGGUAACGCAUAUCUCACUAUCUCAAAGGGUCUCGACCGAGAAGCGAGAGACAACAGGUGGAGGGAGUGGUUUGCCUUACGAAACAAACACGCAUGCAGAGUGGUCCAGAUUCCCUUAUAUGGAGAAGUUCUGCUCACGGAGUCCAUUUGGCACGGCAUUCAACGCCCCUUCAUACCGGAUAAAGCGGCUAAAGGACGUCCAUCUAGCCUCAUGGCAUUUUGCUCAACACAGGUUAGCUUUCCGGCUCGACAUGCGUCUCCACUCCGGAUCUCGGAGCCGGACAGCUUCCGAGUUUCGAAAGGAUGGCAUUCUGCCCUUUUCCCAUAUCAGCGAGUCAUCAGAGCUCCUCAAGAAUCGCGGACGAGCUCUUUCCCGAGAGAAGAAAUACCGUUCUCGGGAUGUGGAGUCGUUCCAUGGAGGCGGGAUACACUUGGCCCUACAUUCUCUCUCAGUGUCUAUUUUGUCACUAUUCAGAUUGUAG